CAUUUCCAAUUGUCUUCAAGUACCCACUCGAUGUGAUAAUAUAAGCAAUCAUUUUGCCACUAGUCCAAAAUUUUUUCCAAGAUGCUGAAACACGUCACAUGCUACGUCCUCCUUAGCCUCUUCCAGGGCUACCUCUUCACCAGUCGUGAAGACAUCAUCGCCGAGUUUCAACCCCUCUUGACCGAACGAGCCAACAACUUCACCAUCGAAUUCAACACAGCUAGCACCGACUACCCUGAAGUCGUCGACAAAAUCAAAAACGAAACUUGGACGGCUGUGGCUGCCCUCAACAACCAGAUCGCUACCUUGAAGACGACCAUCUCUACGGACAUCGCCGCCGCCACCGAAUCCGACGUUAUUAAUUGUCUUAGUGGACAGCAAACCGCCGCCAACGAGCUGUCUUCGGAUGCUAUCAACUCGACGUGCUGGGUUGGGGUGACGUACCCAGAUCUGGAGAGCGCGCGGGACGCUUUAGGGAUUUUGGCCCAAAUACCGAAUAACACCAUAGACGCUUGCGCUAGUUUGAAUCCCCUUCCGAGUCAAGAUCAACAAUUCGUGAACUGCAUAAGCCACAAGAUUUUGGACUUGGACUUGAUGAAUGACGUUCUAGUGGGGAAUUUUACGGAGGUGAAGGAGCAGACUUUGAAUAGUAGUACGGCGUGCUUGGCAGAACAAACUGGGGUGCUUUCGCAGCAAAUUAAUGACAUUAACUUUCAGGUGACGCUUUGUAUGUCGUAGACAACACCUCUUUUUAAUAAAAUAGUGUGAUAAAGCG
Molecule: messenger RNA, 775 nt
Organism: Zophobas morio
Lineage: Eukaryota; Metazoa; Arthropoda; Insecta; Coleoptera; Tenebrionidae
Exons: 2
Coding region: 82-738 (218 amino acids)
Source: RefSeq, a predicted model, not a curated record